Molecule: messenger RNA, 1191 nt
Organism: Colletotrichum destructivum
Lineage: Eukaryota; Fungi; Ascomycota; Sordariomycetes; Glomerellales; Glomerellaceae
Exons: 4
Coding region: 1-1191 (396 amino acids)
Cellular component (GO): Golgi apparatus
Molecular function (GO): GDP-fucose transmembrane transporter activity; antiporter activity
Source: RefSeq, a predicted model, not a curated record
AUGGCCGACCGGACCAAGGACGACACCGAUCAGGGCAUCCCGCUCCGCGGUAAUUCCUUCGACGGCGAGGAGGAGGGCGACUCCCUCGUCGGCCGCGCCCGCGCCGGCCCUCAACGCAGCUCCCUGCUGCCGCCGCUGUCCCUCGCCGACAUGGACAACAAUGCGCCCGUCUCGGUCCUGGCCUACUGCAUGGCGUCCAUCUCCAUGACCGUCGUCAACAAGUACGUCGUCUCGGGAGCCUCAUGGAACCUGACCUUCUUCUAUCUAGCCGCCCAGGCCAUCAUCUGUAUCGCCGUCAUCACCGCGUGCAAGCGGGUCGGCAUGAUCAAGUCUCUUACCCCGGUCACGCUCGACAAGUCUAAGAAGUGGUUCCCGAUCUCGUUCCUCCUUGUUGGCAUGAUCUACACAAGCACCAAGGCCCUGCAGUACCUUUCGGUCCCUGUCUACACCAUCUUCAAGAACCUGACCAUCAUCGCCAUUGCCUAUGGCGAAGUCUUCUUGUGGGGCGGCGAGGUCACCCGCAUGGCCACGGUGGCCUUCUCUCUAAUGGUUCUGAGCUCCGUCGUCGCCGCCUGGGCCGAUAUCCGGAACGCCCUCGCCGGCGACAUGGGCGGCGGCGGUGACGAUUCCUCCAAGGACGCCCUGGCGAUUCUCAACGCUGGCUACAUGUGGAUGGCCCUCAAUGUUGUCUGCACCGCCACCUACACCCUGAGCCUGCGCAAGGUUAUCAAGAAGAUGGACUUCAAGGACUGGGAUACCAUGUACUACAAUAACCUACUCACCAUCCCCAUCCUCAUCGUCGCCUCUCUCCUGGUCGAAGACUGGGGCCACGAGAACCUCGUCAGGAACUUCCCCGAGGACCAGCGCAACCGCAUCUGCGUGGGCAUCGUCUACUCCGGCCUCGCCACCAUCUUCAUCUCCUACUGCUCCGCCUGGUGCAUCCGUGUCACCUCGUCCACCACGUACUCCAUGGUCGGCGCCCUCAACAAGCUGCCCAUCGCCAUCAGCGGCCUCAUCUUCUUCUCCGCCCCCGUCACCCUCGGCAGCGUCUCUGCCAUCGCCCUGGGUUUCGUGUCCGGCAUAGUCUACGCUUUUGCCAAGAAGUGGGAGGCCGACGAGAAGAAGCAGACCCUGCCCAUCAAGGAGGACGACGGCAACGGCAGCAGCAAUGGUAACAGCGCGAGGUCAUGA